This is a messenger RNA of Caenorhabditis auriculariae, 479 nucleotides long. The record is from the annotation of a GenBank genome assembly. Lineage: Eukaryota; Metazoa; Nematoda; Chromadorea; Rhabditida; Rhabditidae.
AUGCCGCUCUCGGACGUUCCCGACGUCGAAAUCGAUCCUAAGGGUGUCUUCAAAUAUAUUCUCAUAAAGGUCAGGGUCUCCUCGACACGGCUUUUUGAGAAGGUCCUUUUUGAGGUGACGGACAAGGCAACGGAUGAAAAUAAGUUCAUUGUACGUGGGGACCAUCGCCACACCUUCCACGCAGACAUAUUUGAUGCUACAAAGGUGGUUUCACAUGAAGACGUCUUAUUUUUUUCCAUUCCAGGAAGCCACGCCAAAAGAUUUCAAGUUGAAGUGUGUAGGUGGCGGCAGAAUCAACCACGAGGAUUCUAAAAAGGAUAUUCUGGUGUAUGGCUACUCCCAGGUUGAAGAAAAACCGAAGUCUGUUUCACUAUUCUGUUAUUCAGGGCUACGGACAAGCUGAUCACACCAUUUCCGUAGAGCUGCUCAAAAAGGCCUACCCUGACUACAACGUACACUUCUCAAACGAUGGAUAUUAA